Naegleria gruberi is the source of this 3663-nucleotide messenger RNA. Its product is annotated as multidrug-efflux transporter. Lineage: Eukaryota; Heterolobosea; Eutetramitea; Acrasida; Naegleriidae. The record is from RefSeq and is a predicted model, not a curated record. The transcript has 4 exons. Gene Ontology annotation, biological process: transmembrane transport. Gene Ontology annotation, cellular component: membrane. Gene Ontology annotation, molecular function: transmembrane transporter activity; protein binding. The coding region runs from base 1 to 3663 and encodes 1220 amino acids.
AUGCCUCCAAAGACCUCCUCAAAAACAACCUCUUCUGAUGAUGUUGAUGAAAGCAGUGAUGUAACCACAAAAAAGACGGUAACAAAAUCGACCACCACCAAAACAACAAGUACUUUUGUUAAUAAGCCUUUCAAGGUACCUCUAAAAUCACCACCAAAGACUGCAACUUCAUCUUCAGCAACAACAAUAUCUGCUGCUUCAUCUUCUUCAUCUUCUACAAAGAGUGCUGCUAAAAGUAGUGUUACUGCAAAGGCUAAACCACUCUUUGAACAGUCCCAAAUUUUAGCUCCGAGCGAUCCAUCUUUGGAUGAUUCUUUUACUUUUGAUUCUCCAUUGAAAAACAAGAAGAAGAAUGUGGAAAAGGAAGAUGAUGAGGAUAGUGAUAAUGAUGUAAAUGAAAAAAAGAGAAAAUUGGAAAGCAUUUCAAAAGCAAAGAAGGAAAGUGAAAAAGUAAAACCCACUAAAAAAUUGAAAGAAUCAUUGAGUACAGUUUCCGAUGAAAAGAAACCCUUCUCUCACAAGGAAAUUAAACCAAAAUCAUCAAACAAGACUUUUAUUAUUGGUGUAAGUGGUGGAGACUUUGCUCAAAAAUCAGAAGUUGUGAAUAUCAUUGAAAAGUUAUCAAAAAAUACAGAAUACGAAUAUGUGGAAAUUGGUAGUUCAAACUUUGAAAGUUAUACUCAUCUGGUUUGUCUUGAUCCUAACCCAAAGAAAACCAUCAAGUUAAUUUAUUCUAUUGCUUUGAAUGUUCCAAUAAUCAAAUCAUCUUGGUUAUAUGAGAGUGAAAAAUGUAAUUAUUUUGUAAAGGAAAGUGAUUUUUAUUUCGCUCAAUAUAUCAGAUCAAGAAGUGAGGGAAUUUUGAAAGGAAAAAGAUGUUAUAUUUUAAGAGGAGAAGUGACAUUUCCAUCACCAGAAAUAUGUGAAAGAUUUAUUGAACUAAGUGGAGGAGCUUGUGUGGAAGAUAUUACUCGAGCAAAUAUUAUACUUUCAACAACAGGAGCAAAAGAUUUUGAUAAUAUCAUUCCAAGACACACUUCCAGUAUGCCCCUAUUCCCAGUGGUAACUGUUCGUUGGUUAGUUGACUGUGUUGAUAAACAACAAUAUCAAGAUCCAAAUGAGUAUAAGGAUGAUUACUUUUACAGUGAAGCUUGUGUUUUGAAAGAAAGAGUGCUUGCUGAAAAAUCAGCUCGAAAGCAUAUUGGAUGUUUGAGAUUAUUGACUGAUAUUACUUGUUCAGCUAAUAUUAUCCCAUUAUAUGCAGACAAAAAAAGUAUUGUACUGGGAAGAGCAGCUACAGAUGUGGAUUUCACUGUAGAUACUGAAAACUCAAAGAAGAAUCCUGUUAUUUCUAGAAUGCACGCUAAAAUUGUACAGUUCCAGCAAGAAAGUAACAGCCAAAGUAAGGAAACCAUACUCAAGUGGAAGCUCAUUGAUUCUUCCUCGAAUGGUACCUUUGUAAAUAAUGUUAAGGUUAAGGAAGCCGUUUUAGCUAAUGGAGAUAUUAUUUGUUUCGGUCAUUCCAAGGCCUCAGUUAAAGUAGGAGAACAAAUUCCAUUCGCAAAUACCAAAUGUAAAUAUGUGUUUGAGACUGAGGAUAUUGUUUCAAAUGAAGAAGCCGAGAAGGAAAAGGAGAGAUUAAGAAAAGAGAAUGAACUAAUGAGAUUGGAAAUUAAUGGUCUAAGAGAUUACAAACAAAAAUCAAGUAUGGUAAACCAUCAAAAAGAGAAGGAAAUUAUACGUCUGCAAGAAUUACUUUCCAAAAAUCAGAGAAAAGAAAUUGUCGAAUUUCCACUCUGUCACAAGCUUUAUGUAUUGGAUACAAACGUUCUCGUUGAAAAUAUUUCAAUCCUUGAGAAUCUGUUAAAAUCAGCCAAUAUUACAUGCCUUAUCCCAUAUACAGUUAUGGUUGAGUUGGAUAAAUUAAAGACGAGAACAGGUUCAGUUGCCAUUAAGGCAAGAGAAGCAACCAGAUUCUUGGAGGAAUGUUUCGAAAACAAGACUUAUCCAAAUUUGAUGGGUCAACUUCCAAACCAACAACUGAAAGGUAUUGAAGAUGGAGGUGUUUUUGUUUCAUCUGCUGAUGAUAACAUUAUCAAUUGUUGCCUCUAUUUCAAAGAUCACGUACUCAAACGAAAGGAAAAGAAUCAUGAAUUAAUUCUUUUAACAUUUGAUAAGAAUAUGAGAGUUAAAGCAGGUCUCUUAAAGAUUAGAAGAUUAAAUAAAAUCAUAAUUGAUUGCAAUAUUACAAAAAAAAUGAGUGACAAUGCUAGUAGUAAUACUUCCACAUCAUCAUCAGGUGCAGGAACAACAAAUAAUUCUUCAGUAGAAGAAGAAGAAGGUGGAUCAUCCCUCAUCAAGAAACUUUUAGGUUUUAUUUUUCUCUUUUAUUUAUCCUUCGGAAUUAUUAAUCCUGUCAAUAUUGAACUCUUUGAAAAGAUUAAUUCUGUUGGAAGUGUUGAUGGAAAACAUUCCAAGCAUACAGCUUCAUUAUUUGGUGCAUUGUUUGCACUUCCUGGAUUAAUAUUCUUCUUUGUGAGUCCGGUGAUUGGAAAUUUAUCUGAUCGAUUGGGAAGAAAAUUGUUCCUUACCUUGUUUACUUUUUGUUAUACUUUAACAUUUGGAAUUUACUAUUUAUUGUGUCAUGUUGUGACAAGUCCAGACGAAGAAUUGAAUGAAAUUUUCAUCUAUGUCAAGUAUAAUGGAUUGAAAUUUUACAUUGUUGCUAAAAUUAUUCAAGGAUGCAGUUUGGAUAUUAUUCCAUUAUGUAAUUCCUAUAUUGCUGAUAAUUCUAAAAAGGAGGAUUUUGCAACAUACUUUUCAUAUAUCUUGGCAGCUAUGGGUUUGGCCACAGCCAUUGGACCAAUGGUGAGUGGAUUUGUGGUGAAGAAUUUUGGAAUGACACAAGUAUUUCAAUUGAUUUUUAUCACUUCUAGUAUUACAACAUUGUUUGCUGCAAAGUUUGUUAAGGAGAAUGCAAAGAAUGACGCUAUUCAACACCAAGAAUCUUCACUCAUCGAGAAGGUUACUACGCCAUUCAAGUCUCUGUACAAUAUUCUUACUCAAGGAGAUUCUGUUUUGAUUUCAUUGAUAAUUUCUAAAUUGUUAAGCUCGUUUAUUUCAGUUGGAUUCUUUUGUAUUGUUACACAAUUUACAAGAAUCAAAUAUUCAUUUGGACCUACUGAAAAUGGCUACGUCUUGACACUUAUUGGAAUAACUGCCAUUCUUUCAAAUUCCGUUCUAUCCAAAUUGAUAAUGUACCUCUCAAAAGGAAAGGAAACUAAUGGAUUGAUUAUAUCAGGUGUAGCCAAUGCCUUAUUCUUCCUUUCUUUUGUGGUGUGUGGAAAUGGCGCCUACGUAUACUAUGGAACUGUUUUCUUCCUGUUCGGUGCUAAAGAGGAUCCACUCAGGUCUGCUCUCAUUUCCAAGGUAUUCAAUGAUCCAAAUCAACAAGGAGUAUUGAAUGGAUGUUUAGGAUCUAUUUCCACAGUUGGAAGAGUAAUAUCCCCAAUCAUCUUUUCAUCAUUGUUAGAUAUUUUCACAACGAGUGAAACCAUGCCUCGUAUUGUGGAUGCUCCAUUCAUUGCCUUGACAAUUACACAAGUUAUUUGUGUAUUGUUUGUAGUGAGAGCAAAACACUUGAUUGAAAAGAAUAAGGGAGAAUAA